AUGGUAAAAUUCUGUCCUCACGACCUCUUCGUAAACACCAGAGCCGAUGUGGGACCGUGUUCCAAGACCCACGACGAAGAAGCAAAAAAACUGUUCCAGGAUGCCAAAAACGGCCACUUUAGAAAAAUCCAAUACCAAGAGAACUUUGUCCGCUUCUGUUCUUCGAUGAUCAAUGAAGUCGAAAAGAAAAUAAUCAAGGGUCGUCAGCGGUUGGCGCUGAGCGGCAAAAACGUCCUGGCAGUGACCAACCCGCAACAAGCCGAGAAAAAUCAAGAGCAAAUUGAAAUUCUCAAUGAGAGAAUCAAUGAGUUGGAAAAGGAGGCUGAACAAGCGGGUACUGGUGGGAAUGUUCAGCAGGCUCAAGGCCUAAUGAAGCUUUGCGAUCAAUUAAAAGAAAAAAGGGGGGCUCUAAAAAAGGCUGAAUUUGGCCAACUCAAUCUUACAACCCAAUUAGCUGUGGAACAAGAAAAACAAAUGGAAGUGUGCGAAGUUUGCGGGGCUUUUUUGAUUGUGUUGCGCCUAUUUUACUCUCCAGAAUGUCCAGGAAUUCGUCUUCCAUGCUCCAUCUUGUCCUGUCUUCGGUUGGUGCGUGUAGAGACAGUAAGAAAUAAUCAUAAAAUGUUCCUUUCAUCCUUAAGUAGCAUAUAG
Molecule: messenger RNA, 648 nt
Organism: Ceutorhynchus assimilis (cabbage seed weevil)
Lineage: Eukaryota; Metazoa; Arthropoda; Insecta; Coleoptera; Curculionidae
Source: the annotation of a GenBank genome assembly